AACUCAGCAGAAUACGACAAAGAGACCAUGGCUGACAAGCUAAAGGAUACAGGGACUCUUGGCUUCUUGGAGGCAGCUGUGAAAAUCAGUCACACAUCACCAGAUAUUCCAGCAGAGGUCCAGAUGUCCAUGAAGGACCACCUCAUGAGACGCACACGGAUGCAGAGGCAGACGACAGAGCCUGCAUCUUCCACCAGGCACAUUUCUUUCAAGAGGCACUUGCCCAGGCAGAUGCAUGUUUCCAGUGUGGACUACGGUACAGAACUGCCACUUGCGGCAGAGCAGCCAACGUGCAUUGGCCGGAUCAAGCCAGAGUUGUACAAGCAGAAAUCUGUGGACUCUGAAGACCCUAAGAAAGAGGCAGAAAAAACCUGUGGGAAAAUAAAUUUUUCUUUGAAAUAUGACUAUGAGAAUGAAACCCUGAUUGUGCAGAUUCUCAAGGCUUUUGACUUGCCUGCCAAGGACCUCUGUGGCAGUUCCGAUCCCUAUGUCAAGAUCUACCUCUUGCCUGACAGGAAGCGCAAGUUCCAGACACGCGUGCACAGGAAAACUCUCAACCCCACCUUUGAUGAGUGCUUUCAGUUCCCUGUGUCCUAUGAGGAGCUGACCAACAGGAAGCUCCAUCUUAGCGUCUUUGACUUUGACAGGUUUUCCCGGCAUGACAUGAUUGGGGAGGUGAUCUUAGAGAACCUCUUUGAGGCUUCAGAUCUUUCUCGGGAGACCUCCAUCUGGAAGGAUAUUCAGUAUGCCACAACUGAAAGUGUGGACCUGGGGGAGAUCAUGUUUUCCCUUUGUUAUCUGCCAACUGCAGGUCGCCUCACUUUAACAGUCAUUAAAUGCAGGAAUCUCAAAGCAAUGGACAUAACUGGCUACUCAGAUCCUUACGUCAAGGUGUCUUUGCUCUGUGAUGGAAGGAGGCUGAAAAAGAAGAAAACCACCAUAAAGAGAAACACGCUUAAUCCUACCUACAAUGAGGCAAUAAUCUUUGAUAUCCCUCCAGAGAACAUGGACCAAGUCAGCCUGCUUAUCUCUGUUAUGGAUUAUGACCGAGUUGGCCACAACGAGAUUAUUGGGGUUUGCCGUGUAGCAAAUAAUGCCGAGGGCCUAGGCCGAGACCACUGGAAUGAAAUGCUGGCUUACCCACGCAAACCAAUUGCACAUUGGCACCCGCUAGUGGAGGUGAAGAAAUCUUUCAAGGAGCAAAAUCCAGCACCUGGAUUGAGUGUCCCCAAGGCAAUGAUCCCUGUAGCAGAGUCAUCCCACUCCCUUUCUCCUGUGAUGCUGUCUCACUCCAAAUAUUUCAAGUGGCAUGGCCGAGCAGCCAGCUUUGACAGCCAAGGGUCCUGUCCCUCUCCCAAACCACCUUCAACACCAUGAUACGUCAAGUGGUGAAUCCAAUGGGACUCAGCCAAGUUCUUUUUUUAUUCAUUUUGGUUUGAUUUUUUUGCUACUUGUCCGGAAUUCUAAAGCAACAUAUUGCUGAAUGGAAGAAGAACUGGACAUCGGACACCAAGAGCACUUGUUCCUACAACAACUAA
Messenger RNA from Rhineura floridana, 1538 nucleotides. RefSeq names its product synaptotagmin 6 (gene SYT6). The transcript is spliced from 7 exons. Gene Ontology annotation, biological process: regulation of calcium ion-dependent exocytosis; calcium-ion regulated exocytosis; regulation of dopamine secretion. Lineage: Eukaryota; Metazoa; Chordata; Lepidosauria; Squamata; Rhineuridae. Gene Ontology annotation, cellular component: membrane. The record is from RefSeq and is a predicted model, not a curated record. Bases 28 to 1377 code for a protein of 449 amino acids. Gene Ontology annotation, molecular function: syntaxin binding; calcium-dependent phospholipid binding; phosphatidylserine binding.